Armigeres subalbatus is the source of this 542-nucleotide messenger RNA. RefSeq names its product cuticle protein 38-like. The transcript has 2 exons. NCBI's taxonomy places the organism in Eukaryota, Metazoa, Arthropoda, Insecta, Diptera, Culicidae. The record is from RefSeq and is a predicted model, not a curated record. Bases 142 to 426 code for a protein of 94 amino acids.
GCGCCGGAUAGUUCUGAACAGCUACCGAUUCGAAUUUUUACUAUAAAUAUUGAGGGCAACGGAUGUUGCAGUAUCAGUUCCCUCAAGCAUCUCACUUCAUUAACUAACGUUGCUUCGCAGCUAACAAACCAAAUAUUCAAAAUGUUCGCUAAGAUUAUCUUCAUUGCCGCCCUCGCCAUCGUCGCCGUGAGCGCCAAGCCCGGAUUGGUCGCUCCGUUGGCCUACUCUGCCCCUCUGGUGGCCGCCGCUCCAGCUGUGGUUACUGCCCAGAGCUCGCAGUACAUUGCCCGCAACUACAACGGAAUCGCUCCUUUGGCCUACACCGCUGCCUACACUGCUGCCGCUCCGGUUGCAUACGCUGCUCCAGCUGCAUAUGCCGCUGCUCCAUUUGCUGCUGCCGCUUACACUGCUCCAUUCCUGCUGUAAGCGUCUGAAAAGCCGGAUUGAUCUGAUUGAUUUGGAAACUGCGAUCUGUUUUAAUUGAUAUUUGUAAUUGUGAUUAAAUGUUAUGAAGCGUUAGUACAAUUUUAAAACAAACACAA